AUGAUGGUGAAGAAAUGUUUCGUGCCAGGGUGUACGAACGAGGCUGGGCAUUCAUGCAAAUGCUCUUCUCCUGAGAUUUUAUUGUGCGAAGAGCAUAUCGGGGAGCAUGUAAACUUACCUAACAGAGCUCAUAAUCUUGAAUCAAUGUUUAUGCAGCCUUGUGAAGGGACAAAAGAAGCAAUUCUUGAAUUCCUUGCAGAAGAAAAUUCAAAAUUUAGCGAGUUGAGAAGAAAAAUUAUAGAUUCCUUUCGCGCGCGUCUUCCUAAUUCAGAGAAAGAUUUAGGAGAUUUCACCAAGUUGGAUUGCUUCUUAGAUGAAAUAAAUGACUUCAUUGCAAAAAUUUCCCAAACUUCAAAAUUAUUAAAGUCAGAAGAUCCAAUUUUAGGAUUAUUGAGUUUACAGCCUCAAGAAGCUAUUGAGAAAAUAAAAUUAAUCACCACAGCCAGCAGAGAUUGGUACAACGGUGCAAGGCUAUUUAUUAUAUUCAAUCAAAAGUUAGAGAGUCUAAAUAGAUCAUUCUUUACAGAAAUAUGCGGGGCAUAUCUAGAUAAAAGUAAUAUGCAAAAUACUCCUGAAAUGCUGAAUAAAAGUAAAGCCGCAAGUGUAGAGCCCGCAAACGUUAAGGAUUCGAAUUUUUUGAUAAUAAAUGAGAACUGUGAAAGUUUAAAAAAGUCUGAAAACGAAAAUAAGCCAAUAAGGCUGCUUAAUUUUCAAAUAAGUACUGCUUCUAAUGAUCUCAACAAUAAAUCCAAGGAAACAGAAAGCGCUUUAAGCUUUAUAGAUACCUUAAGAAAUAAAACAGCUGAGAUUUUGAGUAGACCAAACGAUCCAGAAUUAGAGAUAGAUUUCAGAACAACUUGCUCAGCAAUUCAGGCCAAUUCUACUCUUUAUGACCCACCACUAAUGCAAGCUUACCAAGAUUAUCUCAAAGCUUAUCAACUAAAAACAUCUCUUUAUAAUAUUGAAUGAGAUGAAGAAAACAAUAGAACUAAUUUAAUUAUUUAUAACACUGAAACUGAAACCCAAGAAAUCAAAACCUUGCAGACUCCAGAACGGCUAGACCGAGGCACUUGCAUAACUCAACUUCCAAAUGGCAAGCUAUUCUGUUUUGGUAAUAAUACAUCUUCAGGAAUUACAGUGCUAAUUGAUGUGGAUGGUGGAGUCGAAGUGCUGCCAUCAGGAACAGAAAAAUCGUAUUUAUUUUUUACAAUUCAGUACUCCCUCUUGCUUUAAAUAUCCACUAAAAAUGUUUCCACUCUCAAUUGAAUUUCAGCUAGAGAACUCAAUAUAACGCUUCUUAAAAGAAAUCAGUAAGAAAUAGCGCCCAUCUGGAACUCCUUGCUCUGAGUCAUCAUGUAUAUUGCUAUUAAAGAAUGAUAAUUGCAUAUAGAUAAUCCUUGGAAACUGCAUAUUGAUGGGAUAAAUGAUAUGGUAUGUUCCCAAAUAUCAAUUCAUCUUUCUAGUAUUGGCAUUUUUUAAAGAGAUUGCACAGCUGAGUGCAUAAAAAAUCCAAAAAUCUAUAUAGCCUAUUUUAUCUUUUUCUCAAGCCCAACAGAAAUUCAAAUUCAAUCUCAAUCUAAAUCUCCCAAAAGCUAAACUCUGUGAAAGACUGCAAUAAAACAUCAAGUGAUCUAUAUUUAUUUCAACAACAGCGUCUAUUGCUUUGGAGGAGAAGAUAAAAAUUAUGAUAGUUUAACUCUAUCUAGUAGAUUCGAUUUGGAUCAAAAUCGAUGAAUUCCAUUAACUCCAAUGCCAAAAGCUCAUUCCUCUUGCUAUAGUAUAAUAUUUAAUGGAAAUAUUUUGAUUUCUGGAUCUAGUAGUAAUCUUUUGUUAUACUCAAUUGAUAUUGACUCUUUCUCGACAAUUCCUUAUGAGUUUCAAAACAGUCCUAUUAAUAUCCUGAUAAAUGCAGAGAGACUCUAUUUGAUUGCAUGCUUUUGAGCUGGUGAAGUGUAUUGCUCAUAUAAUAAAGGAGGAAUAUAUAUCUCAAAAUCUUCUAGGUUGAUUAGAAAUUAUUAUUUUUUUAAUUUAGAUCAAAAAAACAUUAUUGAUAUUGCUUACUAUAAUAGGCAUGUCGCACUUAGAAGAGUAGAUAAAAAGAUUGAAGUAAUAAAAUGCAAUAUCCAGAAUUUUAAGCUUUAUUCUAAUUAUCUGGAUGAAUGAAGUCUAAAAGGUAAUACUCUAAAAGGUUUAGGAGAUAAUUUGGAAGAUAUUGAAUGCUGUGAUGAAGAAAUCAAACUCAAUCCAAACGAGGUUUAUUUAUACAAAAAUAAAGGCAAAGCUUUGUUUUAUUUAAAAAGAUAUCUAGAAGCAAUCGAAUGCUAUGACAAGCAAUCAAACUCGAUCCAAAAAAUGCUGAUUAUUACGAUAAUAAGGGCAAUGCUUUGUUUUAUUUAA
Molecule: messenger RNA, 2397 nt
Organism: Blepharisma stoltei
Lineage: Eukaryota; Ciliophora; Heterotrichea; Heterotrichida; Blepharismidae
Source: the annotation of a GenBank genome assembly